Ostrinia nubilalis (European corn borer) is the source of this 890-nucleotide messenger RNA. RefSeq lists its product as uncharacterized. The transcript is spliced from 4 exons. NCBI's taxonomy places the organism in Eukaryota, Metazoa, Arthropoda, Insecta, Lepidoptera, Crambidae. Bases 235 to 801 code for a protein of 188 amino acids. The record is from RefSeq and is a predicted model, not a curated record.
AUCACAAGUCAAGACGUAAAUUUGCGGUUAAUUUAAUAUUUGUUUUAAUUUAUUCCGUAAAUUGAUAACCAUGUUUACAAACCACUGAAAGUGUUACGAAAAUUAUGAAUAAUGUUUUUGUUAAUUAUUUAAUCUCGGUUCUUAUAACUGAGUGUUUGGGACAUCGUCAUAGCACCACACGUUAUCUUCGACAUGUAGAAUUUUUAUUAUUCAUAUUAUUUUAUUCACUUCACUAUGUGUCUGAAGUUAGAAGUGACUCUACCUACUAUAGAAAAAUUUCUACUGAUGUAUACUUUACGAGUCGGAUGCAUUAUAAUUCUCGUUUGGACAAUGCUCCGCUCACUGCUCUGCUACCUAUUUUUCGUGGACGCCAUAUUGGAGAUUUUACUGAAACGCAAGGUGGUGCCAAUACUGGUGACCGACCCGAAAGCGAAGAUCAUAGACAAAGACAGCAUCAUGAUUGUCUACUUCAUCUACAUAGGAAUGCUGCUGGCAGAGUCCUUUCUAUUUGUCGCGUCGUGGUACCUUGCAAGAGGACUCUAUUUGUAUAGAUCAGAUUAUUUCGUCCCCUACCUGGUGUGUCGGAUGGCUACGUGGGCAGUCGAAGUAUUACUCUUGGUCGUGCUGUGCAUCAUCCACAAGUUUCUCAUUGGCUGGUACUUAGGAAUACUGUUCUUCGUUAUUCUCGAGUUCUACGCAUUCAUCGUGGUGUACAGUUAUUACUGCGAGCUGUGGGAUUGUGACCACCCUUGUAAGCAGGAAGACGACAGCAGCCAUUUUAAUAUUUGUUCAAGCUCUUAAGGACUCAGCUCAAAAUCCGCGUUAUUAUUUAUCAAGAGGAAGCUUUUAGAAGAGUGUACGUCAUCAUAGAGUCAGAUUUCGGCAACUAC